AUGGGAAAAUUUUUUUAUCCGAACUCCUAACGUAGCUUUACAUGCGGAUUCCAAUAAUAUGUCGCCACGUGUGCAACACCGUAGUGUUUAUUUCAUGAUUAUUGAAGUGGAACGGCGGGGUUAUGUCGGGGUUAUUGAAGUGGAAUAGAGGAGUUUCUCUUCAAUAAUCCCAAAAUAAACUCCACGGUGUUAUUUCGGGGAGGUUAUUUCAGGUUAAUAAAGUUGAACCGCGGAGGUUAUUUCGAAGUUAUUUUGGUUAUUGCGGAAUUCGCGGUUCCAAUUUAAUAUUUUUUAGGUGGCCCCUAUAUAGCACACAUGGCGGUAUAUUACUGGUAGUCCACGUGUAGAGCUACACUCGGAGUCCGGACAGAUGACUCCACAUGGCCAAGCCUCUGUUUGUUGGUAGAAGCUAAACACAGGACUUUGCUUAGUGCAAGUUUAUAUUAAUGUUGAGAUGACCUUUAUUCUAACAAGGUAUUGUCUUAGCUUUUUGCUUGAUAACUAGGCCGUUUCAUUGAGAUUAUUUGCAAAUAAAUAUAUAUUUUCAAUAGACAAUAGGUGCAGUGCAGCUGAUCAAGCAUAAUGACAAGGGAUCGAAAUGAAAAGGUCCUCAUCUGUACUGAGGAAUAUUGCUGGGAUUUGGCGAUAGAAACCAUUGGCCAAGAUGAAUGCAUUAACUGCAACCAGCAGAAACUUUAAGAAGGCUGCUAAGCUGUUGGGUUUGGACUCAAAGUUAGAACGGUGCUUGCUAAUUCCUUUCAGGGAGAUUAAGGUUGAGUGCACAAUCCCUAAAGAUGAUGGUUCUUUGGCAUCUUUUGUCGGAUUUAGGGUGCAACAUGACAAUGCUAGAGGCCCCAUGAAGGGAGGAAUUAGAUAUCACCCUGAGGUUGAUCCGGAUGAGGUGAAUGCCUUGGCACAAUUGAUGACCUGGAAGACUGCCGUAGCAAACAUCCCAUAUGGAGGAGCCAAAGGUGGAAUAGGAUGUGCUCCGGGAGAGUUGAGUCUAUCGGAGCUUGAGCGACUUACUCGAGUUUUCACACAAAAGAUACAUGAUUUAAUUGGUAUUCAUACUGAUGUUCCAGCGCCAGAUAUGGGAACAAACCCACAGACAAUGGCUUGGAUACUGGAUGAAUACUCCAAAUUUCAUGGCUACUCACCAGCAGUUGUUACCGGGAAACCUGUUGAUCUUGGUGGAUCUUUGGGCAGAGAUGCUGCUACUGGAAGGGGAGUCCUAUUUGCCACACAAGCUCUGCUUGCGGAGUAUGGGAAGAGCAUCUCAGAUCAGCGUUUUGUCAUACAGGGGUUUGGAAAUGUGGGUUCAUGGGCUGCUAGUCUUAUCAGUGAAGCCGGUGGGAAAAUUGUAGCAAUUAGUGAUGCUAGCGGAGCAGUUAAAAAUAGCAAUGGCCUGGAUAUUGCGAAAUUACAUAAACACUCCGCCGAGAAUCAUGGUGUUAAAGGUUUCAGUGGUGGAGAUAUAGCUGAUCCAAACUCAGUAUUGACUGAAGACUGUGAUGUUCUUAUUCCAGCUGCACUUGGUGGCGUCAUUAACAGGGAAAAUGCAAAUGACAUAAGAGCUAAAUUUAUUAUCGAAGCGGCCAAUCAUCCGACGGACCCAGAGGCUGAUGAGAUUCUGUCAAAGAAAGGAGUGAUUAUACUUCCAGAUAUCUUUGCAAAUUCUGGUGGCGUUACUGUGAGUUAUUUUGAGUGGGUUCAGAACAUUCAAGGAUUUAUGUGGGAUGAAGAGAAGGUGAACUCUGAACUGAGGACUUACAUUCUCAAAGGCUUCAAGGAUGUUAAGGAGAUGUGCAAAAGCCAUGACUGCAAUCUAAGGAUGGGAGCCUUCACCUUAGGGGUUAACCGAGUCGCUCGAGCGACGGUAUUAAGAGGUUGGGAGGCCUAAUUUUAAGUUUUCUGGUUACCAUUCAACAGAGUUCAAUAAGUUUUAAUGGAUUGAAAAAUUCCUGUGUUUUUAUCCCUUAAAUUUUGCAGGCAAAUUUAUUUAAUGUGUUGCA
Molecule: messenger RNA, 2012 nt
Organism: Phalaenopsis equestris
Lineage: Eukaryota; Viridiplantae; Streptophyta; Magnoliopsida; Asparagales; Orchidaceae
Product: glutamate dehydrogenase 1, mitochondrial-like
Exons: 11
Coding region: 665-1900 (411 amino acids)
Biological process (GO): L-glutamate catabolic process
Cellular component (GO): mitochondrion
Molecular function (GO): L-glutamate dehydrogenase (NAD+) activity
Source: RefSeq, a predicted model, not a curated record